AGGCAGUGAGUGGGGUUGAGAUUUGAGUUCUGUCUGGGGACUUCACACUAGGAUGGCCCUGCAGUCACUGACUCUGAGGUUUCUCCUGGUCCUUGCAUCUCUACUGUCAGCACAUGGCCAGGAAGAACUUUUCAACAUCCAAAUAGUGCCCCAGGGAACAGAUAUGUGUCAAAGGCCCCUGUGGGACUCCAGACUCCAGCUGGAACCAGACCAGAAGAAUUAUAAGAAGAAUGAAGAAGUGAUGCUGAGCUGCCCUGAAGGUUUCCAGCCAUCCUUCACCCAUGUCAAAUGUUCGAGUGAAGUCCAGUCCUUCACUCAUGGGAAACCUGUAUACAGAGAAGUCUGGACUGUGAGAAACUCCAGAGGUGUCUGGGUUCGCAUUCGGUCUGGUGUGGAGUGCAGUGAAAUCCUCCAGGUUGACCCCAAGACCAUUGAGAUUUCCAGCACCGCCAUCAAACUGGACUGGACCUGCAAGUUCCCUGAUGCCUGCCAGGGCCUGAGGGCCAUGUGCCGGCUGGCAGCACCUUCCUCCCCUCCCUGUGAGGCUGAGGAGGUGAAUGGAGAGCAGAUGUUACAUGGCCAAGAGGGAACAUUCACCUGCUCCGCUUUGCAGCCCUUCACUGAGUACAGUGUCACCAUCAACUUGCACAACACAACCCUUUUCUCAUGGUUGUUCCUGACAGAGGAAGCAGUGCCGGGCAAACUGGAAGAGCUGUGGCUGGAUCCCGACAGGGGCUCUCUCAGGUGGAACUCGCUGCCCUCUUGCAACGGGGAGAUCAUCGGAUACCAGCUGAGCAUCACAGCCAGGAACGCAGUGGACAGCAGCGUGCUGGAGACGGAGCGGCUGCGGCUCAAUGGCUCCGUCACGGAGCACCGGCUGCCGGAGCACGGCGCCGGCGGCAGCUACGCCGUGACGAUCCGGGGACUGACGGCUGCCGGAGCCGGGGCCGCGUUGAUGAGGGAGUUUCACACCAGCAGCUCCGACCCCCCGCGCCCGCAGGGCAUCGGCUGCCGCAGCGCCCGCGACAUCGCCCCAUCCCGAGGGACGGCCGUGCUCCCCCUGCGCCCCAUCGCCCGCCCCUCGGAGGCAGCCAGGGAGCACCAGCUGAUCGUGGCCACGACGCACAACGGCUCCGUGAUCGAGAGCAUCUGCUCGGGGCGGACGCAGCUCUUCAACGCCAGCACCUACCUGGCCGCUGUCCUCAACCUCACCGGCCCCACGGACUUCGUGCUGGGCGACGGGAGCCGCGGGCAGGGCCAGCACAACGCUGCCCUCCGCCCGGGCUGCGACUACACGGCCCUGCUGCUCCUCGUCCGCCUCUCGCCGCAGGCAGAGAAGUUCACCUGCGUCUGCUACAGCUUCUCUGUUGUUGCAGAGCAGACUGUGGGCCAGUGGCAUGGGAUUGUGAUUGGACUGGUUGUGCUGUUGGCAGUCCUCCUUGCAGGUGCGGUCAUCCUGUGGUUUGUGCUCUCCAGGAAAAGGAAGUAUUUGCCCAACAAAACUAAGGAGGAUAAUUAAAAAGGAAAAGGUGGCUAGGCUGGAGAUCAGUCAUUUCAGCCCCAGCCAGAGCCAUGGAGACUUCCAGAGCAGUGAGGAUGUGGAGAAAAUGUGAAGGAUGACCCCAGCCCAGUGAUUAUGGCUGCCAUGUCCCCUGGCUCU
Molecule: messenger RNA, 1660 nt
Organism: Hirundo rustica (Barn swallow)
Lineage: Eukaryota; Metazoa; Chordata; Aves; Passeriformes; Hirundinidae
Molecular function (GO): protein binding
Source: RefSeq, a predicted model, not a curated record